This is a messenger RNA of Spirometra erinaceieuropaei, 306 nucleotides long. The record is from the annotation of a GenBank genome assembly. Lineage: Eukaryota; Metazoa; Platyhelminthes; Cestoda; Diphyllobothriidea; Diphyllobothriidae.
AUGGCGACGGCGGCGGCGGCGGCGGCGGCGGCGGCGGCGGAGGGGCAAGAACAGAAACAGGAGGAGUUACCGGACUCACCUCUCGUACCAAGACCUUGCUACCAACAGUCUCUGAAUCUUCAGUGGGAACUCUCCAAAACUACGGGCCGUCAAACUGAUGGCUACUCUGGCCCUGCGCAGCAUUGCCGGUACCCGGAGGGCGGGUGGUGUUUUAAGGACGUCUACUGCUUCCGUCGACAGAAUGCUCUCUUUCCUGGCCUAAAAACAAAGUUACAGCCAUCUGAGGAGUUAGGCUCUCAUCUGUGA